Messenger RNA from Lithohypha guttulata, 1056 nucleotides. It is a transcript of the gene HEM3, whose product is annotated as porphobilinogen deaminase. The transcript has 2 exons. The record is from RefSeq and is a predicted model, not a curated record. Bases 1 to 1056 code for a protein of 351 amino acids. Gene Ontology annotation, biological process: heme biosynthetic process. Gene Ontology annotation, molecular function: hydroxymethylbilane synthase activity. Lineage: Eukaryota; Fungi; Ascomycota; Eurotiomycetes; Chaetothyriales; Trichomeriaceae. Gene Ontology annotation, cellular component: cytoplasm.
AUGUCCACAAUUUCUGUCGCGGCAGGUGCUGAGGCGCCUCAUCCCGAGGAUGCCGCAAGGUCGGGACAUACAUACAAUGUCGGAACCAGGAAAUCGAAACUUGCUCUGAAACAGACUGAGCUAGUGCUGACCGAGACCGUAAAAGCCUUUCCCAAGUAUGUUUUCGCGGUCAAGGCGAAAGACACUGCAGCGGGAGAUAUUGACAAAGUUACUCCCUUCAAGGAUAUGCCAGUCAAGAACAUUUGGACCCACGAGUUAGAAACACUGAUGGUAGAAGGGGAUCUCGACUUUCUGGUCCAUUCUCUCAAAGACGUACCCACGCAGUUACCGUCAAAUUGCGAGAUUGGUGCUACACUGGCCCGAGAGGAUCCACGAGAUGCGUUUGUGAUCAAGGCAGGUAGGGAUCAUUGUAGAAUACAGGAUCUUCCAUCUGGCUCGGUUGUUGGCACUUCCUCCAUUCGAAGAACUGCACAAAUCGCAAUGGUAUAUCCUCAUCUGGUCGUCAAGGAUCUGAGAGGAAAUAUAGGUACUCGUCUAAACAAACUAGAUGCCGAAGAUAGUCCUUUUGAUGCGAUCAUCCUCGCUGCUGCAGGUCUCAUCAGAAUUGACUUGUCGCAUAGAAUAUCGCAAUUUCUCGACUCGAAGAACGGAAACAUGCUCCACGCUGUCGGACAAGGUGCGAUCGGUAUCGAGAAUCGUUCAGAUGAUUCGAAAGUGAAGGAAAUUAUCACAAAGAUCAACCACCUGCCAACGUUCUACUCCACCAUUGCAGAGAGAAGUUUGCUGAGAACCAUUGAGGGAGGAUGUAGCGCCCCACUGGGCAUCGAAACAACAUGGAUUGGCCACGAUCGUCUUCAACUGAAGGCUGUUGUGAUCAGUCUCAACGGCAAGGAAUUCGCCGAAGUUGAGAUGGUGGAGCAAGUAACGAACGUACAGGAAGCGGAAGAGAUGGGCCAGACAGGUGCCACGGAAAUCUUACAGCGUGGUGCUGACAGGAUUCUGGCUGAGAUUAAGGCAAAGAGACCCACCACGGUAACUGAUCUAGAGGAGACUUGA